Messenger RNA from Esox lucius (northern pike), 5401 nucleotides. Its product is annotated as SUN domain-containing ossification factor. The record is from RefSeq and is a predicted model, not a curated record. Lineage: Eukaryota; Metazoa; Chordata; Actinopteri; Esociformes; Esocidae. The coding region runs from base 174 to 4202 and encodes 1342 amino acids. The transcript has 22 exons. Gene Ontology annotation, cellular component: cytoplasm; membrane. Gene Ontology annotation, biological process: protein folding in endoplasmic reticulum; regulation of bone remodeling.
AAUGUUGCUCACAAGACGCUGAUCAACUCAGCACCACUUUCAGGGAAGUAGCUAUUUUACAAUAUGCUUUUAGAUCUGUAACUUUUAGCUUAUCAUUUGAAGGGAGACCUACAUACUAACUUGAAUAACGAAAUUGUAGACACGGCGAUUAUGUUGGUUCAUGCAGGAGGACGAUGAAGAGACUGCUUUGGCAAAUUGCGUCAGUGUGCCUUCUGUUGUUACUGUGUUGGCACCCUACUAAAUAUGCUGAGUGCACCAAACAGCCCCCAGAGGCUCAGAGCCUGCAUGUACCUGCCCAUGACAGCAGUUCGGAGGAAGAACCAGUCGAAACGUCCCAUUACAAGGGUGCUGUUCAGAUAGAUCAAUGCUUGGGGGAUGUCCAGCCAUUGUCAGAAGACAAGGUGGAAACUCAGCAAAAGGUGCUAGUCUUAGCAGAGGAGGAGCUGCAGAAUCCAGUAACUGAGGUGGAGGGCAUAGAGCGUGUCCAGACAAAUGACCUGGAGGAUUCGGCAACACAGAGUGAUUUACAAAGAAUAAAUGGACCAGAGGCUGGGCCGGACACAACAGCACCAGAGGCUGGGCCGGACACAACAGCACCAGAGGCUGGGCCAGUGGAUGACCAGCCACCUCUAGAUGUAACCAAAGAGGAGCAGCCAACCCCCCCAUUUGAACAAUCCCCUCAGCCCUCUGCUCCUGCUCUAGACUCCAUCUCUGUUGACCCCUCCAGAAUCCUUGGCUCAGUUUCUGGUGUGGUAGAGGAAACGCAUGUUCCAGUGGCAGACCCGAGUGAUUCUGAUCUGGCCCUUAAUGACUGUGAAGAUUCAGAAACCAACCCCUUUGAUAGCACUCUCCCCAGUCUUCCUAUUGUCCUGGAAAACGCAUCUAAUGUCCUGGGAAAGGGCACCAAGACUGACAUGGACUCUCCCCUGUCUCAGGCCGGUCAGAGCUCAGUGGGGCUGGCCCCGGGCGUCAACACGUCCCACAUGCUCAAAGAGCAGGACUUAAGCUCACACAGUGCCCCAGAGACAGACCCUUCCGUGGCAGCCAAGGAUGCUGAGGACAUCCCCACCUUUGAUGAGUGGAAGAAGAAAAUGAUGGAGGUCGAGAAAGAGAGAACUCAGGCGUCUCACACCUCCACCGUCAGUGGUUCCAACACUGUGAAGAAGAUGUUCAACAAUUACGCCUCACUGGAUUGUGGGGCCAAGAUCCUGGGUUCUAACCCGGAGGCUAAGAGCGCUGCGGCCAUUUUAAUGGAGAGCAAGGAUCAUUACAUGUUAAACCCCUGCAGCAACAAGAUCUGGUUCAUCAUUGAGCUGUGUGAUCCCAUCCAGGUGAAACAGUUGGACAUUGCUAAUUUUGAGCUGUUCUCCUCCACACCCAAAGACUUCCUGGUCUCCAUUAGUAACAGGUAUCCACCCAUCAAGUGGGUGAAGCUAGGGAUAUUUCAUGCUCGGGAUGAACGCACUAUUCAGACGUUCCCCCUGGACAAGCAGCUAUAUGCCAAAUAUGUCAAGAUGUUCUUCAAGUACAUAAAGGUGGAGCUGAUCUCACACUAUGGAUCUGAACAUUUCUGCCCUCUCAGCCUCAUAAGGGUGUUUGGUACCAGUAUGGUGGAGGAGUAUGAGGAGAUUGCUGACCCCCACGACCGACCAGAUGACCUGGAUGAUGACCUUGAUUAUCCUCGUGGUCAUGUUCCUACUGAGUACAAGGCUUCAAAGAACCUCAUAGGAUCAGCCAGAGAAGCCAUUCUGAACAUGGUGAACAACAUUAAGGUCAACGUGCUGGGUGAACCGCCAGGAGAGGGGAACUUCUCAGGCCAGGCAAUGAACGUGACUACCAUGACACCAUCCAGUCCAGAUGCCACCUCUACCCUCAGUCCUGUGCCUGAUGAUGUGGAGCUACCUCAGGUACCAGAAGACCCUGAAGUCACAACCACAGACGACCCCAAAUCAGAACACCCUACUACAGACACCUCUUCCAGGGAGGGACCAAAACAAGGACCCUCUGCCCCAGACACCCCUGCCUCAGACGAAACCAAACUAAAGAAUCUAGCCGAGGAGGACAUCAUAUAUCCUAAGGAGGAGGAGGAGGUCCAGUCCAUCGUUACAGUGCUUGAGGCAGAAGAGGAGGAAGAGGAAAGGAGGGAGAGAGAGGAGCACCCUGGCCUACAGCAAGAAAGCCUUGACUACUGUGACCUGUCCUCCUCUCCUUGCUCCUGCGCAGCCUCCCUCCAGGAUUACCUCCUCCACCACUGCUCUGUUCAUAGGAAAUGCACCAGUCAGGAGCGAGAGAUGGAGGCACCCCCGGCUACCACCCCGUCACAGCAGCCCAUCCCCCCCACGGCCACCCAGACCCCCCAUCAGCCCCAGGAUCCCAGGGAAGAGAGCCAGGAGAGGGAGCCCAGUUCUGCCCUUAGCGAGAGGGGAACGAGGCACGCUGAUCACCCACCACACCUCCCAUGGGUUGAGACUGAGCCUGUGGAAGAUCCCAGUUCGGAGCAGCCUCUCCUGGAGCCCAGCCAGACCCCCUGCAUGCCCACACACAGCUCAACCGUCACCCCCAACACCUCCACCAGGCCCACCCCCACCGUGGACCUCCCACACCCCACCUCCUCUCAAGGCCUGCCCGGGCAGUUACCAUCGGUGGCAGAGAAGGGCCUGGAGGAGCGGAAUGAGGAGAACCGUUGGCCCGCUAUCUCCAGCGCUGCCACCAGUGACCCCGUGGAGCCGAGCUGGGGAGCCUCUACAGACGAAAGGCCCUGUCUGGAAGUCCAGACCGCAGACAACCCCCAGGCCGUGAACACUGCCCCCGUGUCCGCCCCCCUCCCCGCGGUCUCCGUCCCCCCAGAGCAGCUGCAACCUCCAACCCCCCCACCCGAACCAGAGAGUGCCGCUGACAGCUCUACUCCCGAGGAGUCCCGCUCCGUCCCCGUGGCUGUUCCCACCGGGCCCCGGUCGCCCGGCCAGGCCGCCUCCGCCGAACCCGGGGCGGAGACGGAGCUCGUGGAGGACGUCCUCUUCACGUCGUCCCUGAAUGUCGCCGAGCAGCAGCUGACCCUCCCGGCGUCUGCCCAGCCCUCCCCCUCUCCCUCGGAUUUCUACGCCGAGCUCCACAACCCCGCUGAGCAGGGGAACCCCAUGCACGGCUCCGCCAGCCAGAAGGAGUCUGUGUUCAUGAGGCUCAACAACCGCAUCAAGGCCCUGGAGAUGAACAUGUCGCUGAGUGGACGGUACCUGGAGCAGCUGAGCCAGAGGUACCGAAGGCAGAUGGAAGAGAUGCAGAGGGCAUUCAACAAAACGGUCCUCAAACUGCAGCACACGUCCAGGAUGGCAGAGGAGCAGGACCUGAGACAGACUGAGUCCAUCCAGUCGUUACAGGGCCAGCUAGAAGACGUCACCGUUCUGGUGCUCAACCUGUCCGUCAGAGUGGCCCAGCUACAGAGCCAGGUGUCUGACAGGCAGAGCUACCUCCUGCUCAGCCUGCUGCUGUGUGUGUUCCUGGGCGCGUUGCUGUUUGUCCAGCGCUGUCGGAGGUCAGCCAUGGAGCCUCCCACCACGCGUCCUCCCCUACCCAGGAGCUACAGCUACUGCUGCCCACAGAGGCAUUCAUUGGAGUAUAAAGACAUGAGCUUGAAGAGACCAGCAUCAUAUCCUCUCCUGCACUCGGAGUCCCUCCAGUUACCCGCCACCACUGAAGGUCCAGAGUUACCGCACAUGGCUGAACCGCUGAAGUGUCCACCUGCUAAUAAAAAGAAGAAACGUGGUCCAAUCAAGGCGCUGGAGACUGUGAGGGGCGCUGCUCUCAGUGCCCCUCCUCUUGCCAACGGAGCCCCUGUUUGUAACGGUCGGGCCCCCCGCGGCCCCACAGAUCCCACAGCCCCCAAGAGGUACCUCAGCCUCCCUGCCUUCCGGGACCCGUCCUCCGAAGGGAGCUCGGACGGCUCCUCACAGCUGGAGGAGCCCUCCUUCUGCGGCCUGGCCGCUGCCUCCUGCACGCGCCUCUGCGACGCCCCGCCCCUGCCCUGCAAGGCUGGGAAGCGCUCAUUUAGGCGGCGCAGCUCCAAGCCCGGGUUGGUGGUGGUGGAUCUCCUUCAGGCUCCGCAGCGGGACAGGAGCGCGGUUACGCCCCCCAUCCCCACCCUACAGCACCUUGUCGGGGGGAAGGAGCUCUCGGCGGGGACACUGGGAGUAACGGCGCUCUGAGGUCUGGUUUGACCUCCGCUGAACUCUUCGCCGGUCUGCUCCUCUUGCACACAGACUGUGGAGCACUUAGCCCCUGAACGCGGGGCUCAUGUUAUCCCUGCAUACACAGGGGGCUUUAAACUGGGAAUCAGGAAUUCCCCAAUCACAGUCCCUCUUCCUCCUCCUCUGUCUGUAUGUUCUUGCCAUGUUCUUUUUCUGCUUUGAAGUAUGAUUGAACAAAUGUGUUUUCCAACUGUCCAACAGAAGGUAAAUAGUGCUAUGCACUAUGUAACAAUAAAACCUGAAAAUCAAACCUGACCUCAAUGGAACAAUGCUAAAACUAAUAACAUUCCUUGUGGGGAUGUGAUGUUUUUAUUUUUAUUUAAUUUUUUCAGUUUGCUGAGUGACCUCUGUCCUGGUCUUUGGCUAGUUCUGGCCACACUAAGUUAUUAGGUACAGCAUUGUCUUCCUGUAUCAACAGUGGCUGUCAUUGUUUGAAAGUUGAAUACUGAAGUCUUGUUGGUUUUCAAGACAACCUAGAUCUGAUGGUUGUGCUGGAUUGUGUUGAAUAUAUCUAGUAGCAGCCAUCAGAGAAUAUUUGUACCUGUUGAUUUUAGAAUAAAAACUCCCUUGAUUAAUAAGCCCUGUGACACUUUGGUGGAAAAUGACAAAAGCAUGAUUUUAUGCACUGCAAACAAUGUCUUAAUAUGUAAAUGUAACUAUAUUUGAGGAGAUAUUUGCUUGAAAUAAGUGAAAUAAUCUGCCAAUGGAACAAGACAAAUUACUUGAUAUUCAAGGCAUAUUUUCUAAAACCAUGCGGUUUUAUCUAAUACAGCUUUAGCUUGUUAAGAAAUAAUACCUUAUUUUAAGGAUGGUUGGAUGAGACAUCUUUUUUGUUUUGCAGUGUCAUCUGAUAAUGUUGCCAUCAUCUCAGUUACAUAUACACUUUGUAAAGGUGCUGAUUAGUCAAAAUCAUGUUUAGCAGCCGAUUAGAUUAUAUUUGCUGGAAAAGAAACUUCAACGACCAAUGUGUGAACUAUGGCUGCUGUCUGGUAGAUGGGUAAAAUUAGAAAACUAAUGGUUUGCUGUGUCAGUCCAGAAAGCCUUGUCUCCCGACCGGACCAUGCACCCUCUUCAUAAUCCACAAUAAAGAUUCAAGUGCUUAACAGCUUUUAGUGAAGUUUAAAUGCAGCAUGAAGAAAUAAAGGAAAAUGGUCUGA